Molecule: messenger RNA, 817 nt
Organism: Kogia breviceps (pygmy sperm whale)
Lineage: Eukaryota; Metazoa; Chordata; Mammalia; Artiodactyla; Physeteridae
Gene: C4H5orf46
Product: chromosome 4 C5orf46 homolog
Source: RefSeq, a predicted model, not a curated record
CCAUUUAUAAACACACAUUAGAAAAACCAAGAAGGUUUUUCUUUCCCUAUAUGUAAAACUCUUAGUUUGAAAGAUUGGGCAGGGCUCAUUAGUAGAGAUCCAAAAGCAAGUUGUGUCUAUAUCUUAUGCAACAACCUAAAUUCCAUAGCAGAUGAUGUCACCUAUAAAUGCCCUAUAAAUGGAGCAAGGCUUCAGGUGCACCUGAACAAUUUAACUGCAUCGAUACCCACUGCUACAAACAUGGCUGUCUCAGUGCUACGGCUGACAACUGUUUGGGGACUGCUUGUCUUAAUCCUGACUUGCCAAACCUAUGACAAACCAGAUAGCAAGCCAGAUGACAAGCCAGACGUCUCAAGCAAAAGCCUAGAAUCAGCCUUUCCAAAAUUCCUAAACCUCUUGGGCUCGGAUAUCAUUGAGAAUGCAGUGGAGUUCAUCAUCUGCUCCAUGAUGAGGAGCAAAGGAUAUAUGGAAUGUGAUGAUAAACAAGAAGAACAUUCAUCAAAGUGACUUCAACCAGAUGUGCAUCCUCAGUGGCAAUUGGUGUGGUUCUUGCCCACUUGGUCAUAAAGGAUUGAACCAUUGUCAAACCUGACCCAACUGAGCCAAGAAGAUUCUCCCAGAAUUAUUUAAUGUGGACAGUAAGACAAGACUGAAAUCAUAAAGCACAAGGACAAUUAUGGCAGCACUCUAGUCUAGAUAGGAGGGAAGCUCAAGAGGGAGGGAUAUGGGGAAUAUGUAUACUUAGAGCUGAUUCACUUUGUUGUACACAGAAACUAACACAACAUUGUAAAGUAAUUACACUAAAAUAAAGAUAUUU